GGCAUCUCGUCUUGAACUUCAAUACUCAUCAUGAAUCCGAUUGCAUUCGACUCCCCAGUCACAACGGCGGCAUACCUCAGAACUCUACCAGCGAUCCGCGAGAGAUGCCGUCGCGUGCACGCCCUUGCCCAGGAGGGUAAGCUCGAAUACUUCGACUACCAUCCGGAGAAGGAGCCGGAAGUUGCGGCUUUCUGCGUAGAUAUCAUAAAGCGUGACUUUGGCACGAACUUCGCGGCUAUUCCGCCUCAUGGGAGGUGGAGACACCUCGAUGCCGGACGUUCGCGUGUAGAUCCGCUCAUCAACAAGUGGCGAAACUCCCUCAAUCCUCCUGACGUGAAGGAGACCACGCGGCGACUUAUCGAUCUCUUCCUCGUCUCCGUUUUGCUCGAUGCAGGCGCGGGUAACUCGUGGUCAUUCAAGGAGGAAUCUUCGGGUUUGAGCUUCUCGCGAUCCGAAGGGCUUGGGGUCGCCAGUAUCGCCAUGUUUGAGCAGGGUCUCUUCUCCGGGGAUGCCGCGAAUCCUUAUCAGGUCGACGCCGAUGGUCUUUCCAAGGUCACUGCGUCCAAAGUGGCAAACGCCAUGCAAGUAUCGGCUAGCAACCCUUUGGUCGGACUCGAGGGUCGGACUUCGCUCCUGGUGAAUCUGAGCAAGGCUCUUCGCGCGAGUGUCACCUACUUCGGAGAUGCCGGUCGGCCUGGCCAUAUUGUUGACUUCCUUGAGUCGGAAUCUGUCGCAGAGGGCGGUGUUCGACGGGUGCACAUAUCCGCGCUCUGGACCGCUCUUAUCGAGGGUCUUGCUCCUAUAUGGCCCGCAACACGGACGACGCUAGGCGGUAUCCCGCUUGGUGACGUUUGGCCGUGCGAAGCGCUCAAGAAGCAGAGCGCGACCGCUGGCACGUACAAAGAGGGAGAUGAACUUGUCCCUUUCCAUAAGCUGACAGGAUGGAUCACAUACAGUCUCGUUGAACCACUUGAGAAGGUGCUGGGUUGGAAGUUCGAAGGCAUCGAGCAUAUGACUGGUCUGCCUGAGUACAGAAACGGUGGUCUCCUCGUGGAUCUCGGAGUACUCUCUCUACGGCCCGGCGUACUGGAUGCCUCGUUGUACCCAGACCCCAGCUCAAGCAUACCGAAGCUGCCUCCUUCCCACCCCGCCAUCAUCGAGUGGAGAGCGAUGACGGUCAUCGAGCUGGACCGUGUCGCUGACGAAAUACGGAGGCAGCUGGACUUGUCAGCGGAGCAGCUCACUCUCGCUCAGGUUCUGGAGAGCGCGACGUGGAAAGGAGGGCGUGAGAUUGCAAAGCAGAGACGUCCUGCAAUGGGUGGACCACCUAUUGAAAUAGAAAGUGAUGGCACAGUGUUCUGAGAUUGUGCAGGGAUAGCAUGUCAAUUGUGUUCUGUGAGAAAUGCAACGAGAUUUC
Molecule: messenger RNA, 1417 nt
Organism: Dichomitus squalens LYAD-421 SS1
Lineage: Eukaryota; Fungi; Basidiomycota; Agaricomycetes; Polyporales; Polyporaceae
Exons: 7
Coding region: 31-1362 (443 amino acids)
Source: RefSeq, a predicted model, not a curated record